AUGUCGCUACCAGCCAAACUGGAUCUGGGGGUCGAUUGGGAUCAAGCUACGCAUCACACUGUGCUGGAUUUUCCUCUCACAAGUAUUUGUACUUUUGCUGGUAAUGCUGCUGAGGCUCCCUCUCCAACAUGGAGGCAUUUUCUAGUACGCGACGCAUACAUUCUCUCCACACGAGCUUGCAUACUACGUGCUCGGACUCAUCGUGAACGAACAAGCAAUCGUUACAACAUAGCUCGUUUUCACAAAGCUACGUCAUCGAAUGGUCAUUGGAGGAUCAAGCCUUUUCUCCUCAAACUCAUUGGUACUACCCCCUCUACCCCCACCCCGCUCAAUAUCACCUCUGAUUUUUAUAACUUGGUGUCACCCAUUACUCGCUCUGGUCUCACUAUCGACAACUUCAAGCGCAAGGAUUUUCGAUACAGCUUCUUACCGCCUCUUCAAGACUUGCCCAAUGACUACCCUCGUGCAACUCCUGGUGCAUGGCAUCGUUUUUGGAAUUCAGCCCAUAUCCCUCAUCGUGCUACAACAGUCCUUUGGCGUCUCCUACAUCACCGCAUAUCGUCACGUGCACGUUUACAUCGUCUCAUUCCCACCUCAUGUAAAUCCAA
This is a messenger RNA of Lichtheimia ornata, 608 nucleotides long. RefSeq lists its product as uncharacterized. The record is from RefSeq and is a predicted model, not a curated record. NCBI's taxonomy places the organism in Eukaryota, Fungi, Mucoromycota, Mucoromycetes, Mucorales, Lichtheimiaceae. The transcript has a single exon. The annotation marks the transcript as partial.